Molecule: messenger RNA, 1740 nt
Organism: Rotaria sp. Silwood2
Lineage: Eukaryota; Metazoa; Rotifera; Eurotatoria; Philodinida; Philodinidae
Source: the annotation of a GenBank genome assembly
AUGACUUCUGGCGGAUUGUCCACGUGGUUUAUGUGUGUUACGAUCAGUGUGAUUGGUCUACUCAUAUUAGUUUCAAUUGCACUGAACGCUGCCAGUCUUCACAUAAUUAAUAAACGAUUCAAUGAGAUAAAAAAUAAUGAUGGUACUCAACAUCUGACCACAGAUCCAUCCAUCACAACUAGUACGACGAGUCACAGCUCUCUCAAUUUGACUCUGGCCGAAUUAGUUCACAUUGCCGAUGUAAUGGGACACCUCAAAGAAUUGCAACGUAUUGCCAUCGCAGAAAAUGGCACUCGAGCUAUCAACACACGCGGUUUCAAUCGAACACUCGACUAUAUUACUGAUUAUCUUUCUGCCAACACGAAUUAUAAUGUAACCAAGAGGUAUUUUCCAAUAAGAAACUUUCAACUCGCUCGCAAUCCAAUCUUUGUAUCGUCAAUCAAUGGCGCUAUCAGCAAUUACAUAUAUUCAACUGAUCUUUCGAAAGCCGACUUCUAUCAUAUUGUCUAUUCGACAUCAGCCAAUUUUUCUGAUUAUGUUUCACUCACUGCGAUCCCAAAUUCAGGUUGUUCUGAUGCGGACUGGAUAGUGGCAAAUCCACCGCCAGCUAGUCGAGCAGUACUGAUCAAACGAGGCAUUUGCGACUUUGAGCAGAAGGCGUUGCUUGCUGCCAAUUAUAAUGUAACCGCUCUUCUGAUAUACAAUGAUGGCGUAUCACCUGAUCGCGUUCAGCCGAUUGCUAUCAGUCUGGAUCAGAGGAAUGCGUUGCCAGCACUCUUUCUCUCGUCCAACCUUGGCCAAGCACUUGCUGAUGCAAGUGUAAAUCUGUCGGUAAAUGCAAGUGUUCGCAUCGUCAUCGAUUUAAUUGACAUACCACCUUAUCCUGUGGGUAACAUCUGUGCUGAUACACCAACAGGAGACAUCACUCAGACGAUUGUUGUCGGCAGUCACAGUGAUAGUGUACCAGCUGGACCUGGUAUCAAUGAUAACGGCAGUGGCAGUGCGGCCAAUCUGGCAUUGGCUGUCGCACUCGCACGUCUCUUUCAAACAUCGAGCUAUGCAAAGUACCAAUAUCGCAUUCGUUUCUGUUGGUGGGGCGCUGAAGAAAUUGGACUUCUUGGUUCGGAUUUUUACAUUAAACAAGCUAAAAAUUCCACUGUUCCAGGUGAGCGCAUUGCUGACAACUUAGUGAAUCUCAAUUUUGACAUGCUUGGCUCUCCUAAUUACAUCUUUGGAAUUUAUGAUGGUCGAACACUUGGUAAUGUCACACCGUCAACCGCUAUUCCAGGCAGUAGAAAGAUUACAGAACUGUUUCACGAAUGGUUUAAUAUGCAAAACUUGCCCCGAGACAAUAUUCCUUUGCAUGGUGGCAGUGAUUAUGUGCCUUUUUUGGCAGCUGGUAUCGCCAUCGGUGGACUCGUCAGUGGAGCAGGCACGAUCAAAAGACAAGAACAAUGUGAUCGUUAUGCUGUACUUCUCGGCCCCGAUCCAACUUGUAUACCAAAUGCUGCUCUAGAUGCAUGCUAUCACAAGGCCUGCGACUCAAUAUGGAAUAUCAACGUAUUUGCCUAUGAAAAGAUGGUACAAGCAGCUGCCUACGCCCUUGAAUAUAUGGCUCGUCAAGAGAACUUGAAAGAAUGGCUCUAUCCAACAGCAGAGAUUGGACGACUGAAUCAACAAUCGCAAGAACAGAGCAAGUUUAAUUCAGUGAACGAAUAUUUUGGAAUGCCUUAUUUCUAA